Lolium perenne is the source of this 417-nucleotide messenger RNA. NCBI's taxonomy places the organism in Eukaryota, Viridiplantae, Streptophyta, Magnoliopsida, Poales, Poaceae. The record is from RefSeq and is a predicted model, not a curated record.
AUGGCUCGCAGCCCCUUCCCGCAGCCGCCGCUCCUGCCCCUGCCCGCGCACCUCCACCAGGCCUCGCCCCCGCCGCCGCAGCAGCAGCGCCAGUCCCGGCCGGCGCCGGCACGGAGCCCCAGGAAGCCAGCGCCGGCGUCGGCGCCCAUCGUGGUCGUGCCGUCGCCGUCCAAGAAAAGGGCGACCGGACAGGCGGAUGUGCCAGGUUUCACGUCGAUGGAGUACCCGAUGUGCUCCGUCUCCCCGCCGCCCAGCAGCGUCCCGAUGCCGACCUCGCUGCUGCUGCCCGCGUCCGCCGGGCGGAAGAAGGCGCCGCCGACCGCGUGCGCCGUCCAGGUGGCCUCCGCCGGCGCAGGCGCUGUCGGGGGCGUGGACGUCGGCGCCACCGACGAGCUCCGCCGCCUGCUCAGGCUUUAG